AUGCCCUGUGAAGCAUUGCAUAAUAAAGUCGAGAUCGACGAGAGCAAGUUUUGGGAUGAGAAUGGGAUACAUUGGGAGCCGCAUCGGAUUGGGUGGGCGGUUGCUGGGGGGUGUACUGUCAUCACUGUGAUAAUCUCGACGUAUACAGUUCUCAAACACUGUCGGAACUACACCAAUCGAGCUCAACAACGGCAAAUAUUGCGAAUUCUCUACAUGCCGCCUCUAUACGCUAUCAUCUCGUGGCUAUCAUACCGGUUCUUCCGGUACUACACAUACUACCAGCUCGUUUACAUCGCUGCGACUGCUACUGGCAACUCGGCUCAUAAAGCGAUUGAGAGGAAGGAUAAGAGGCCGUUGCCUAUACCCUUUUGUUGUUGGAGGUAUCGUCCUACAAAGGCAUACUUCAUGUACACCGUCAAGUGGUCGGUUUUGCAAUAUGUUAUCGUUCGACCGGCGGCGUCGAUCACAGCGAUGAUCUGUGAAGCGUUCAACGUGCUCUGCCAUGCUGAAGGGUUCACGUAUAAAUAUGCGAGCAAACGACCUGGAGCCAAGUUUUUGGCGAUCAAGUUGAUUGUGAUGUUCACGUUUUAUCAGGCGUUUGUGUUCAGUUGGUUGCAAGGGCGGGUUAUUCAUGAAACGAAGUAUUGGACGGAGACCAAUAUCGCGAAUGGGUUGAACGCGUUGGCUAUAUGCAUUGAGAUGGUCUUCUUCGCGAUCCUGAUGUGGUGGGCCUACACUCCCAACGAGUACCUCCGUCCACGCGACACGAAACCAACGAACGUAUGGAAAGCCCUCUGGGAUUCUAUAAAUUACUCGGAUUUUGCGCGGGAGAUCGCAGAAUCGUUCCGGUUCUAUUUUUCGCAAGUUGGGCGUUCGUCUAAAUCCAAAGCUAAAUCGAGGUCGGCGCCGACGACGUACUCGGAGAGGUCGAUGAAGAGGAGGAGUGCGUGGGGUGGUGGUGGUGGUGGAGAUGGAGAGGAGAGGAGGAUGGAUUUUGGAGAGGCGUUUGGUGUUUAUAGGAGGGUUAGUUCGAGGGGGGAGGGGGAGUUUGAGAUGGAGGUUGGGAGGGGUGGGAGUGGGAGUGGGUCUAGUUCCAGUGGUGGACAUGAUGUGAGUGGGUACAAGGGAACGAAUACGUCUACUCAGGGUGCUCCGGGGGCGUACCAACCAGCUGGGUACCACCAACCGACGGGGGGAUACCACCAACCGACGGCAUACCACCAACCGACGGCGACGGGUUAUUCAGAUCCGUACCAGAAAGAGGAGUCGAAGGAGGAUGGUGGUGGUGGUGGUGGUGGUGUGGAUUUGGGGUAUUAUGAGCAUCAUGUUGUGCCGAGUGUUGGGUAUCAGCCUCAGGGACAGAGUGAGAGUCAGAGUCGGCUAGGGGGGUAUCAAGGGCAUGGAGGAGGAGGGUAUCAGGGGAAUCAUGGAGGAGGAGGAUAUGAUCAGCGCGUAUAUGGAAGUGGGGUUGCGGGUGGGGGGUAUGAGGGACCGACAGCUGUUUAG
Coprinopsis cinerea okayama7#130 is the source of this 1506-nucleotide messenger RNA. RefSeq lists its product as hypothetical. Gene Ontology annotation, molecular function: transporter activity. The transcript is spliced from 12 exons. The record is from RefSeq and is a predicted model, not a curated record. Gene Ontology annotation, biological process: transport. The coding region runs from base 1 to 1506 and encodes 501 amino acids. Lineage: Eukaryota; Fungi; Basidiomycota; Agaricomycetes; Agaricales; Psathyrellaceae.